AUGUCGGCGACGGUAAAGGAUGACACGUCGCUGCCGCUCGCGGCGGAUCACAAGAGCGAUGCCCUCUCCGCCGCGCCCAGGGGAGGGAACUGGAAGGGCUUCGUCGCGGGCGUCUUUUCAGGAAUUGCGAAGCUGAGUGUUGGACAUCCCUUCGACACCAUCAAGGUCCGCAUGCAGACCACCUCCAUGGACCAAUUCAAUGGCCCACUUCAAUGCCUCCUGCAAACCGUCCGCAAGGAAGGCGUCAACGGCCUCUACAAAGGCGCCACGCCCCCUCUCAUAGGCUGGAUGUGCAUGGACUCCCUCAUGCUCGGCUCCCUCACUCUCUACCGGCGCCUCCUAAACGAGCACGUCUUCCAACCUCUCCGCGCCCGCCCGAACAGCACCGCAAUCUGGCUGCCUGACGCAGAGCGAAAGAAGCUCCCUUCCGUCGGGCACGGCAUCGCGGGUAUGCUGGCCGGCUGGACAGUCUCCUUCAUCGCCGCGCCGGUCGAGCACGUCAAAGCGCGCCUACAGGUGCAGUACCAAGUCGACAAGUCGCAGCGCCCGUACUCCGGUCCGAUCGACUGCACUCGCAAGAUUUUUCGCACUCAUGGCAUCCCCGGGCUAUGGCAUGGAUUGUCUGCCACCCUGCUCUUCCGCUCCUUCUUCUUCUGCUGGUGGAGUACGUACGACAUCUUCACCCGGCAACUCGAGAAGAAUACGCGUCUCAGCACUCCCGCUAUCAACUUCUGGGCUGGCGGGUUGAGCGCUCAAGUCUUUUGGAUCACGUCUUACCCCUCUGACGUUGUGAAGCAAAGAAUCAUGACGGACACCCUCGGCGAGGGGCGGAGAUAUCCCCGCUGGAGGGAUGCGGCAAAGGCUGUGUAUCGCGACUCAGGAUGGAGGGGAUAUUGGCGGGGUUUUGUGCCGUGUUUUUUGCGUGCGUUUCCGGCGAAUGCCAUGGCGUUGGUGGCUUUUGAGGGCGUCAUGCGGACGCUGAAGUAG
This is a messenger RNA of Neohortaea acidophila, 987 nucleotides long. Its product is annotated as mitochondrial carrier domain-containing protein. The transcript has 2 exons. The record is from RefSeq and is a predicted model, not a curated record. NCBI's taxonomy places the organism in Eukaryota, Fungi, Ascomycota, Dothideomycetes, Mycosphaerellales, Teratosphaeriaceae. Gene Ontology annotation, molecular function: transmembrane transporter activity. Gene Ontology annotation, biological process: transmembrane transport. The coding region runs from base 1 to 987 and encodes 328 amino acids.